Molecule: messenger RNA, 4773 nt
Organism: Drosophila arizonae
Lineage: Eukaryota; Metazoa; Arthropoda; Insecta; Diptera; Drosophilidae
Product: small G protein signaling modulator 2
Biological process (GO): activation of GTPase activity
Molecular function (GO): GTPase activator activity
Source: RefSeq, a predicted model, not a curated record
UAGAGUAGCAUGCGUGCGGAUCCAUGUGUGUGUUUAUGUAGUAUGCCUGUAUGGCAGAGGAAAAGUAAUAACAACUGAAAUUUUUGUCAAAUACGAAUACAACGAAUAUAGAUUUUUAUACAAUAUACUUUUCCACUUUUUGUUUUGCAUAAUAAUCGCGAGAAAAUACGUAUAAUAAGAAAUGCAAAAGUAAUACACAAAAAACAAUACAAAUAAAAACAACAACAGCAGCUGGCAUAACGGAACAGCGCCAACAAACAGAGCGAAGAAGCAGGCACGACUACAGCGCGCAGCAGACGGAAAGAGAAAGGUAACGAGUGACAGAGAGAGAGGGCGAGGCAGAGAGAGCGCGCUUGUGUGUGUGUAUGAAGCAAAUAACAACGAAGACGCAUAAACAAAACUGAAACUGAAAAUAUUUGCCCAAAGAAUUACGCACAUACAUACAUACGAACAGAGAAAGAAGUGAAGAGCAAGGAAGCAACAACAACAACAACAGCAGCAGCAAGAGCAGCAGCAGGAGCAACAGACAGUAGCAGCUAACGGGAGCCUUCGCUAGCGGCAAAGCACGUACUUCGGAUCCUCCAAAAAUGAAUAUGCUACACAGCUUUAGCAGCGGUGGCGCCUCCAAUGCCAACAGCGAUGCCACCAGCGAAAUCGAACUGAAGGAGCGCCUGAUUGCGAGCGUCAAGAAGGAGGUGAAGCAACUGAUGGAGGAGGCGGUCACCAAGAAGUACGUGCACGAGGAGAGCAGCUCGGUGACAUCGCUCUGCGCUGCUGUGGAGACCUGCCUCAGUCACGGCCUGAGGCGUCGGGCGCUCGGCCUGUUCAAGACGUCGUCGACAACGGCGCUGAUACAGAAGAUAGCCAAGAUAUGCCCAGAGGCGGACUACGUCAGUCGUCGGCUGCUGGAGCUGGAGCUGGCGCACGAGAGCCAUGCGGUCAGCGGCAAGCGUUCGUCCUCCAGCAGCGACAGCAUCAUCAAGCCGAAGCUGCUCAACAAGGGCAGCUGCAGCAGCAGCUCGGUGACCACCAUCAAUACGGUCGUCACCUCGGUGGGCGCUAACGGUGCUGCCGCGCCGCUGGGCAAAUACCUGUGGAUACGCCUGGCCCUCUACGAGAAGCGCCUGGCCAAGAUCAUUGAGCAUUUGGUGAACAACGCUCAGAGCUAUUACGAUCGCGAGGCGCUGGUCGCCGAUCCCGAUUACGGCUCCAUACUCAGCUCGCUGCUGGUGGGCCCCUGCGCCCUGGAGUUCACGCGCGCCAAGACUGCCGACCACUACUGGUCCGAUCCCUGCGCCGAUGAGCUGGUGCAGCGUCAUCGCAUCAGCUCGGGCAACCGGACGCCGCCCACCUGCCAUCGGCCCAUCAUCAACUUCAAGCGCAGCCUGCACACCAGCUCGGAGGACACGAGCAGCGGCAGCUUCAAGGCCUGCUCGCCGGCGAGCGUGGCCAAGGACUAUGUGGAGUCGCUGCAUCAGAAUUCGCGCACCACCCUGCUCUACGGCAAGAACAAUGUGCUGGUGCUGCCCAAGGAUGUGGCCGAGCCGAUGCCCGGCUACCUUAGUCUGCACCAGAGCGUCCAGUCGCUGACCAUCAAAUGGACGCCGAAUCAGCUGAUGAACGGCUACAACGAUCCCGAUGUGAGCGACACGAGCUACUAUUGGAGCUAUGCGCUCAACAUCAACGUCGAUGAGAUCGUCUAUGUGCAUUGCCAUCAGAAUCGUGGCGGCGACACCGGCGGCACCAUUAUACUCGUUGGCCAGGACGGCGUACAGCGGCCGCCCAUACACUUCCCGGAGGGCGGGCACUUGCAGGCGUUCCUCAGCUGCCUGGAGACGGGUCUGCUGCCGCACGGCCAGCUCGAUCCGCCGCUCUGGUCACAGCGCGGCAUUGGCAAGCUCUUCCCCUGGCCCAAGAGCGUGCGCAGGCACAUCCUGCCCUCGGUCAUGGAGUCCUCCAUGGACGAGACGCCCAUCGACUAUGUGUUUCGUGUGGUCAGCAAGAGUCAGCACGAGGAGUUCCUGGCCACACAUCCCAUACUGGAGGUGGGCCGUUCCAGUCCGCGGCGCAAGCAUCUGGGCAGCUGCUCGACCACCGGCAGCAGCGACUGCUCCAGCAAGAGCCUCUCCAUUGACCAGAGCAGCAAUCCGGAUCCGCCAUUGAUACAGGCCAGCCAAACGGCCAGCAUUGAGCUGGUCUGCUCCACGAUGCGUCGCCAGAUCAUCUCGCGCGCCUUCUACGGCUGGCUGGCCUACUGUCGCCAUCUAUCCACGGUGCGGACGCAUCUUUCCGGUCUGGUUCACGGACGCAUUACCCCCGAUUUGGCCGCCAAUGAGCAGGGACUAACCCGGGAGAAGUGGCAGGCAAUGAAUGUGGAUGGCGUCGUCUCUGCUGACCUGGAGCUCUAUCGUCUGGUCUAUUUCGGUGGCGUGGAGCACGAGCUGCGCAAGGAGGUCUGGCCGUAUCUGCUUGGCCACUAUGCGUUCGGCUCGACGCCGGAGGAGCGACGCAAGCAGGACGAGACCUGCAAGCACUACUAUGAGACCACGAUGAGCGAGUGGCUGGCCGUCGAGGCGAUUGUGCGGCAGCGGGAGAAGGAGAAGACGGCCCUGGCGGUGGCCAAGCUGAGCGCCGAGCAGGCACAGCUGGCCAAUGCCAAUGCCAAUCCGCACGCCUCAAGCGAUCUGCUGACCAAUGGCAACGGACAGCUGGAGCUGGACAAUGGCGGCGGCUUGGCCGAGGGCGAGAAUGAUGUGUUUGAUGAUAAUGACUUUUCGGACAUAUCCGAUCCGGGUGAUGAGUACGACGAGCAGCCACUGAAUGAAGAGCAGCCCUCGCUGGAGACUGAGCAGCCGGCGCCAGUGGCAGAGGAAAAAGAAGCCGCAGAAGAAGGAGAAGGAGUGGAAGAAGGGGAAGAGGCAGCCGAGCUGCCGGCACAGCUGAGCGGCCAGGUGGUGCUGGAGUUUCAGAACAUUGAUGAUAUGGAGCCACUGCGCUUGCAUGACAACUGCUUCGGCGAUUCCGAGGCCGAGGGCGAUCUAGGUUUCAGUCUGGACGGCAGUGGCAAUAUCCUGAUGCUGAGCAUCAAGAGCUCACCCUCGACCAGCAGCUAUGAGACGGUGGGCAACGAGUUUGCCGACCUAACGGAUGCCAAGGUCCUGGACGAGGCAGAGCUGGAGCCCGAGGCGGUAGUGAAUGUGGAUGUGGAUGAGGAAAUGGCCACUGAUGUGGAGACGGACCCAAAUGGCCAGCUGAGCAAAUUUCAUAGCGCCGACGAUGUGCGCCACGACGAGGAGCAUCCGGCAACUUCAGUCAUUAUCACCGAGGCCGCCUCACUGGAUGACCUGGACGCACAAUGCAACGACGACGAGCCCACCGAGGAGUUUACCUCACGCAAGACCAGCCUCAUGUCGCCCCUGAACGAGGACAUCACCGUCGUCGCCUCGCUGGAUGCGCUGCAGGAGCCAAAGUCAGCCUGCGUCUCACCGGCCAGCUCCAAUGGCGGCGUCUAUAGCGUUGAGCUGCUGGAGCAGUUUGGCUUGAAUCUGCAUCGGAUCGAGAAGGAUGUGCAGCGCUGCGAUCGCAACUAUUGGUACUUUGCCAGCGAGAAUCUGGACAAGCUGCGCAAUGUGAUAUCGACGUAUGUGUGGGAGCAUCUGGAUGUGGGCUACAUGCAGGGCAUGUGCGAUCUGGUCGCUCCAUUGCUGGUCAUCUUCGAUGACGAGUCGCUCAGCUACAGCUGCUUCUGCAAGCUGAUGGAGCGCAUGAUCGAGAACUUUCCCAGCGGCGGUGCCAUGGACAUGCACUUUGCCAACAUGCGCUCACUCAUUCAGAUACUGGACUCGGAGAUGUACGACCUAAUGGACUCGAACGGGGACUAUACGCACUUCUAUUUCUGCUACCGCUGGUUCCUCUUGGACUUCAAGCGCGAGCUCAUCUACGACGAUGUCUUCGCCACCUGGGAGGUCAUCUGGGCGGCCAAGCACAUUGCCUCCGGGCACUUUGUGCUCUUCCUGGCGCUGGCGCUGCUCGAGACCUAUCGCGACAUCAUUCUAUCCAACAGCAUGGACUUUACGGAUGUCAUCAAGUUCUUCAAUGAAAUGGCUGAGCGCCACAAUGCCCAGUCGAUUCUGCAGCUGUCGCGCAGUCUCGUCCUGCAAUUGCAGACAAUAAUUGAGAACAAAUAAGUAAAACGAUUUGGAACCGGAACUGGAACGGGAACGGGAACUGGAACAGACAGUGGAAUUCAAAUUGGAUUUGUGGCAACUGUGUGUAUAAUAAGUGUGUGCAUGCCUGUCCGUAUGCGUGAGUGUGUGUGUGCGUGUGAGUGUAGAUGUGUGUCAGUGAGUGAGUAUAGGAGAGUGUGAUCCCCAGCAGUUGGAAACUAGCACAUUGUAGGCUCAAGCAAGUUUAGUUUAGAUCUCGGUUACCAGUCACACGCAAUACAGAUAGUAUCCGUACUUCCUUGAACAGUAUUGGAGAGUUACAAACAUACAAACGUUAUAUAUAUAUAUACAUAUGGUAUAGAGAGCACUAAAGUAUCGCAUACUAUUGUAGGUCGAAUGCAGGAGAAGGAAUAUACAAACGUUAGAGAGCACACAGAGAAACCAGAGAGGAGGCGCUGGCAAGGAAACUACAUAUAUACAUACAUACAUAUAUAGUUGCAUGAUUAUGUGUGUCUAGAGACUUAAGUAACUCGAACUGUAAUUGUAGCUGUAAACUGAAACGGUAGCGCUAACUGUCACAGUAGCUGUAUAGAAUGCACCGUUAGGA